GAUCCGAUCGUUCAAAAUUUUGGUUUUCCUCGCCGUUGUCUCUACACGUCUCUCGAUCUCUUUCUUGUGGUCUCUCUCCUUUCAGACUCUGCUUUCUGUGGGCUUCAGCAUUAUUAGAACUCAGCUUGUGUUUCUUAGAUAUUCUCUCAAAUGGGCAAGUCACAGAAAAAGAAGCAAAUGCGACGGCAUAAUCCAAUGCGAGUCCCAGACUCGCAUAUUCCUCAUGGAUUAGCUUCGGCAUCCGCGUCGUCGUCAAAAACGGAGGCCAUUCUGCCUAUUAUUCAAAAGAUGCAAAGCGUCGAUCCUGCUGAGCGCAAAUGGGCUUGCGUUGCCGUUUCCAACCUCAUUCAAAAUGAUCCCUCUACUAGGCGACUCUUGCAGGGAAAGAAUAUAGUCGGCGCAUUGAUUACUCGCCUCUCGGAUAGCGAGGAAGAAGUUCUGAUUGAAGCUACGGGUGCUUUGCGGAACCUGUGUAUCGAUGGCGGCUACGAUAUCUGUGCCGAGAUGUACAAUAAGAAUAUCCUUGUUCCUCUCAAAACAUUCGUGCCAAAGAUCUCAAACACCUUGUCUCAAUUCCUUGAGUCACCAAAAAAUGCGCGUGAAAAUGCACAGAAGCUCGUGUACGAGUUCGCGGAUAAUAUUAUUACCAUCCUCUGGUGCCUUUCGGAAACCUCGAAUAAGGCUCUCAAUGCAGUCAACCAAAUCUCAUUAGUUUCAUUUCUCAUGUCUUUCCUGGCUUCACGCGAGAAGCUCCCUCUAUCGACUGUAACAUCAGCCGCUCAAUGUCUGUACAUUCUCACCGAUGACAAUCCUCCUGCCAUCGAUGAAUUGAAGAGCAAUGAAACAUAUAUUCUAUGUUUACUCUCUAUCGUGCAAGCAGACAACUCCUUGAACAGAAAAGGCAAAGACGUCUCGGAUGAGCGAAUUGUUACGUUACGAGUUCUAUGCAGUGGCGUGUUACGACAUGUUAUUCCAAUCCGGCCGUCGUCCAUUGCUGCCACCCUCGACAUUGAUCGAGACGUUGUAAUACCUACGUUGCAGCCAGUCUUGUCUUCGAUAUCUUUGGCCGAAACAAGUCAAUGCGUCCAGGAAUUGAUAGCGCAAGAGGAUUCGUUUCCUCCGCUAGAGAAGAUGACGCUUAAGCACACGCCCAAAUCCGAUCACAAGUCCCCCACAGAGUUGCAAUUAGAGAGACUAGAGAACAGACUCAGGACCGUCCAAAUUUCCCUGGAGAUCCUGACUAGUGUCUGCGCAACGCUUCCUGAGCCCGAACCUGAACUCGACGGCAAUGCACAUGACGAUGGCCCUGAAGAUGAGGACAUGGAAGACCAAGAAGACAAUGGUGAGACUGAAAACGACAAGAUAUCGUCAUCAGAAAAUACCAAGUCCACGUCAACGGCGUACCUGCCCACCCUCGUGGACCCGUUGCUUCCUUUGAUACAACCAACGCCACUAUCGUUUCCUCCUUUGACCGGAGGUGUUUCUGUUCACCCACCCACAACAUCGGCACUGAGUGGCAUUCACAUCUGCGCAAUGGAAUGCCUUAACAAUAUAUUUUGGUCACUCGCUGCGCCGGCAUUAACCCAAACUCAACAGCGGUCAACAGCUCUUGACACGGACAGUGGCGUGAAGGUUUGGGACUCUGUUUGGAAUUCGCUCUAUGUUGUUGGAACGGAGUUUAGCGGUUUGGGACAAGAACGGCGCCGUGAGUUAUGGUAUCUUAGUGUGGGUGUUCUGUGGGCCAUAGGGUUGGUCUGGAAGGGGUUAUUGGUCCCCAAUGAAGAGCAGAUCCGCAUCUUAAUUCAGUUAUAUGAGUCAACUUCCGACCCGGUGGUGAAGGUGAAGGUUAUUGGGACGCUGGAAUGCCUGGCUCAUCACCCUCAAUCUGUUGACGCGAAUCAAGUUGUGUCAAAUUUCCUCUUAUCACUCAUUCCAGGAUCCAUUCAGUCAACGGUGACACCCGUGGAACCCCUGCUUCAAGCAGUCUCGGCGAUGAUUGACUUAUAUUCGGACGAGACGAUGCCAUACGACAUAAACUUCCGGCAAGGAAAUUAUGCCGAUGCUUUGGCGGCAAGCAUCGAACCAGUUCGAAAAGUAGUUCGCGGCAUCGAUCGAAAGCGAGAGCGAGAGCUAAGGCGACGAGGAGAGGAAGUGAGGGAUAACUUGGUUGCAUUUGUCGGGUACAGAAGGGCGCUAUUGCUGUGAUUCAUCUCCACCUUUCGUCGGCCGGCUUCUUGUCACGACUCAGCUGCAGAACGUGGUGCAGGUGAAUAUAUUAUAGUCUCCUAUCUGCGAUGGCUCGGUAUAGAUCCAUAAGCGGACAACUUAGUGAGACGACAUGCCGGCAUUCGAGUCUAGAUUGCGGAAGUAAUCCUCAGUAAGUCCUAAGUUUCACGUAAGUGUUAUAGACAGUCAAGCUAUGUCCGAUAUGAUGGGCUUACAUGUUGUUUAUUGGAUCAGUACCCUGGUUAAGGUAAUGAAUGUAAGAAUAAAGCAAAUAAAUCAUUCC
Somion occarium is the source of this 2509-nucleotide messenger RNA. Lineage: Eukaryota; Fungi; Basidiomycota; Agaricomycetes; Polyporales; Cerrenaceae. The record is from the annotation of a GenBank genome assembly.